UGUGUGUGCGGUCUGUCUUUAAUGGAAAAGGAUUUGCACAUGAGCAGAAUGCACAAAGAGGCUUUAUACGGUCGUGAUCAGUGCUGAAAGAGCAUACACUUUGUAAAAUCACAUUGUAAUUCAUUCAUAUGUUUGAACUAGGUGGAUAGCAAUUGGUAUUGAAUAUGGAGCUAUUUGCAACAGUUGAUCAGGAGGGUUGCAUUUUGGACAUGUCCCAUCUGAAUCUGGAGAGUUUAAAUUUGGACACUGUCGGUGACGAACGGAGGAGAGUGACCCAACAACUCUACCUGUAUAACAACCGACUGACAGUGUUUCCCGCUUCGGUAUGUCUGUUCUCCAAAUUGGAAGUUCUGGAUAUAAGCAACAAUGGAUUAACGGUUCUCUGUGAGGACAUUCAACGUUUGUCAAACCUCAAAACACUCAUAGCCAAGAACAACCGUUUGAACGAAUUUUCGUUCCCAAAGGAAUUUGGGUCCAUGCAGAUAGACACAUUGAACUUCAGUGGGAACAUGUUUGAAGAGGUGCCCACUCAGUUUCUAAAACUCCAGCGAUUAAAAUAUCUGUCUCUUGGGGGUAACAGACUCAAAGCUAUCCCCGCAGAUAUAGAAAAUAUUACCAGUCUGGAGAUGCUUUAUUUGGGUGGGAACCUCAUCAUCUCCAUCCCCCCAGAGCUGGCCAACCUUCGCGGUCUCAGAUACUUGGUUCUUUGUGAUAACCGGAUACAGAGUGUACCCCCCCAACUCACAAGACUCUACUCCCUGCGCUGCCUCAGUCUCCAUAACAACCUACUUACCUACCUACCGCGGGAGAUCCUCAGCCUGGUGCACCUGCAGGAGCUCAGUCUCCGCGGCAACCCCCUGGUGGUCCGCUUCAUCAAGGACAUGACUUACGACCCUCCCUCCCUCUUGGAGCUGGCCGGACGGACCAUCAAGUCCCGCAACCUUCACUACCUCCCCAAUGACCUGCCUGGAAACCUGGUACAGUACCUGGACCUGGCUAGCAAGUGUCCCAACCCUAAAUGUACCGGUGUGUACUUUGACUCGUGUGUGAGGCACAUCAAGUUUGUGGACUUCUGCGGGAAGUACCGGAUACCCUUCAUGCACUACCUGUGCUCCCCAGAAUGCACCUCUCCCUGCAGCUCCAACCCGCAGAGCGACACUGAGUCGGAGGACGAGAGAUGCGUGUCGGCCGACAGGCUGCAGAGAGUGCUUCUGGGAUAGAAGAAAGUCAAAGGACCUCGAGUUCACUGACACACAUACUGGAUGAUGGACAGUUUCCAUGACUCCCAACUGACCUGACUAACCCAACCUCUCCUGUGCCAAACACGAUAAACACUGAUACUGAGCUGUUCACUUACAAAAGAGUGCCACUUUCAACAUGAGAUGUAGGAUUCCUCAAGGACUGAUUGUAAUGUAAAUUAACCACAGUUUAUUAUUGAUAUUUGGAGUCGUAGUGUUUUAAACAUCUAACUGAAGCUUAUGGAGUACUGAUUUUGUUGUAGACCACUCAUCAAAUGUAUUUUGAUGUACAUCCUCAGUUUGUAGUUUCUGUGUUAACAUGAAGGGCUGAAUGAAUUGUAUGUCAAAUUGAUUUUCUUUACAAUAUAGAUUCAGAAACACAGAAUGUGUUUCAUGCUUGUUUUAAAUCACCUCUCUUCUUAAGUUACCCUUUAAUCGUCAUACUUCUGUUGACACUGGCUGCUCGCGCAUGCAGUCCUAAUAUACAGUAGUCUCUGUCGCCUGUAGCAUUUACCCACCAUGCAUUAAUGCCUUCCCUUAUCUCACAAAACAACUUUUGUUGUUACUAACCAAGGGGAAAGUUGUGUAUGUUGAUGUGAUGAUUUCUUGUUCAAAGAGACUAAUCCAGAGCUUGUACUGUGAAUUAAAUGUUGGUUUGAUUAUUUUAAAUGAAUCAUUUAUUUGAAUAAAUCUAAAUGAAUAUUUAUAUAUUUUAUCUGUUUAUUUUAUACAUACAGUGUAUAAUUGAUAUGAGUACUGUUCUGUGAACUGGAUACAUAAGAUAAUGCUGUUUUAUUUUAUUUUUAUGUAUUUAACCUUAAUUUAACUAGGUCAUUUAAGAACAAAUUCCUAUUUACAAUGACGGCCAACCAAAAGGCCUCCUGCGGGGAUGGGGGCUGGGAUUGAAAAUAAAAAUAUAGGACAAAACACACAUCACGACAAGAGAGAACACAACACGGCAUAAAGAGAGACCUAAAGACAACAACAUAGCAUGGCAGCAACACAUGACAGCACAGCAUGGUGGCAGCACUAAACAGGGUACAAACAUUAUUGGGCACAGGUAACAGCACAAAGGGCAAGAAGGUAGAGAUAACAGUGCAUCACGCAAAGCAGUCACUGUCGGUAAGAGUGUCCAUGAUUGAGUCUUUGAGCGAAGAGAUUGAGAUACAACUGUCCAGUUUGAGUGUUUGUUGCAGCUGGUUCCAGUCAAUAGCUGCAGCGAACUAAAAAAACGAGCGACCCAGAGAUGUGUGCUUUGGGAGACUGGCAGAACAGGUGUUGUAUGUGGAGGAUGAGGGCUACAAUAGAUAUCUCAGAUAAGGGGGAGUGAGGCCUGAGAGGGUGUUAUAAAUAAUCAACCAGUGGGUCUUGCGUCGGGUAUGCAGAGACGACCAGUUUACAGAAGAGUAUAGACUGCAAUGAUGUGUCCUAUAAAAGAGCAUCGGUGGCUAAUCUGAUGGCAGAAUGGCAAAGAACAUCUAGCCACAUCUAGCUGUUCAUAACCCUGGCAAUAAUUGUGUCAAUAAUUAUUCCAAUGUGAAGAAUUUAGCAUGAUGUACUUUCAUUCAUUAAAAAAAGUGUAGUAUUUCAUGAUAUUGUUUUUGUUCCAUUUUAUUCUAUUUCUGUGUCCAGGUUGUGUUAAAGUUGUCCCUCAGGCAGCAAAGCAGCCCCAAACCAUAAUGCCACCGCCUCCAUGCUUUACGGUUGGUAUGGUGUUCUUCUGUUCAAAGGCAGUGUUUAUUUUUUGCCAAAGAUGGCAUCUAGCAUUGCGGCCAAACAACUCCACUUUUAACUCAUCUGUCCAGAGCACAUUGUUCCAGUAGUUUUGGUCUUUACUCCGGUGUCGUCUGGAAUUUUUUCCAUUUGUAGAUGAUCUGUCAGACAGUGGAACGAAUUUCAAAUUGCUUAGAAAUUGAUUUGUAACCCCUCCCAGACUCACAGGAAUCAAUAAUCUUUCUUCUGAGAGCCUCAGAUAGGUAUUUUGAACUUUGCUCGAUGUGUUACCACACACCCAUAUGGUUGAGACUAAACCAGACCAAGUUUCUAAUCUUUGUGGAAGGCUGGACCCUCCCAAGGUACUCUCCAAUGAUUUCCUAAUCAUUGUCACCUGUUUUGGUGCACCUGAUCCUAAUUGUAGCCAUUUUAGGUGAUGUUAAAGGUAGGGGGUACACUGCAUUUGGAAAUUCCAUUUUUUUUCUGCAUUUGGAAAUUCCAUUUUUGUUUAUUUUAAUUGCAUAACCUUUUCAAAGUAAAUGUUUUUGUGUGUGAUUUGUUAAAUUGGGUU
Molecule: messenger RNA, 3522 nt
Organism: Oncorhynchus keta (chum salmon)
Lineage: Eukaryota; Metazoa; Chordata; Actinopteri; Salmoniformes; Salmonidae
Product: leucine-rich repeat-containing protein 58-like
Exons: 4
Coding region: 165-1220 (351 amino acids)
Molecular function (GO): protein binding
Source: RefSeq, a predicted model, not a curated record